Cuscuta campestris is the source of this 2314-nucleotide messenger RNA. The record is from the annotation of a GenBank genome assembly. Lineage: Eukaryota; Viridiplantae; Streptophyta; Magnoliopsida; Solanales; Convolvulaceae.
GAACCGGAAGAAGUGAAGAACGAAGGUGGAAGGUCUAAGACAGAGGAAGAAGAAGAUUUGCGUCGCGCCGUCGCCUCACAUCUACGCCGUCCAGCACUUCUCCAUCCGCUAAUUACACUUUAGUCUUCAGGAUGGUGAUUGAUGCGGACACUUUGAUGCAAAAGUAUCCUAAUGUUUCUCAAGAAGAAAUUGACAAAUUCCGAACAAUUGCUUAUUACCCAGCUUUUAGUGAGUUCCGCUUUGAGCAUAGGGUGGCUGAGCUUCACCGUAUGAGAGAAGAAGAAAAGAAACAUGGUAAGCAAGCUUUUCUAGUAGGACCCUUGGUCCAACUGAUUUCAGUACAAUUUCUACCUGCAGUAGAUAAUUUGGAUCGAAACCAAUCUUUCACCAUUUAUGGUCAAAUAUAUGCUGAAUUCCCUGAUACCACUAGUGAAAAUUGGAUUGUCCAAGAUUUCUACAAUCGGAAGAGUAGUGAUGCUCAAGUCCUUGAAAAAGAUGGCUUCUUAACUCUGAUUACCCCAGAUUGUUCUCGUUGGCCAUUUAAUGCACACAUGGAGCAUGCUAGGCUGGUUGUAGAUGUUUAUGCGGGGGAUGAGAACAUAUGUGCUCAGUUUGGUUGUGCUGAUGAUGUGAAUGACCAGGAGCAUCUUAAAUGGAAACGAAUCCAUCGUGGUUUUGGUUCCCUUGUAUUGUGCUACAGUGUUAUACCAUUUGCUAUUUAUGGUCGUGUAAAGGUCUGCUUCAUUCGUAAGCAGGGUUGCACACAAAAUGUUGAUAAUCAUUUUCUUAAAGUGAAUGGAAAAGUUGUUGCUCGUUCUUGCAACAGUUUUGAUGGUUAUACGCUUUUUGAUAAGAAGCCUAAUGAAUUUGAAGAAGUAGAAACUAGUAAUCGGGGAAAGUUGAACAUGUCUAGAAGUUGGGUUGGUUUGUCGGCCAAUACGUCCCUUAUCAUUGACAUUCACUUAUCAGAAUACGGAACGGAGCACGAAAUUCUUAGAAAAUCUUUAGACGUGCAAAUCCGAAAUGAUGUUCCGUGUGGUGAUGACUUCAUCAUAGGUGACAUUUGUAUAAAUGUGUCUGUGUUAUGGUACUCGCCUAACCAGGGAAGGUGCUUCAAGGAAAAUUCUGGAAUGUUGCUCGAUAGUGUGUCCUCUAGUCAUGAAUUAUCUUCACAAGAAACCAGCAAAGAAGAGGAUGAUGGUGAUGACGAAAUGAGUGAGUUUGGUGAUACUGAAGGGCCAUCAAACAUUAGCCGUUGUUGGAAAUUGUGUCCGCAUCUGGACAUACCAUUACCGUCCAGUGCAUUGCAGAUAUUCUCUGUCUUUAUUGGCCGAGAGAAGCUGAAGGCUUUGCAAAUAUAUGGCUCGAUUAAAGUUUUGUCUCCUCCAUGCUCCUACUACAUUUUCAACAAAGAAGCUAGUGGUGCCUUUGGAUUAGAGGAAGGUUAUAAAACUAUUCCAGUACUACAUGGCCCAGGAGUGCGUGAUGACUGCCGGACAGUGAAAAUGAAAUUUGACUUGAAAGAUCGAAGUAGUCCCUUGUAUAUUAGGGGUCGUCUAAAAUUGCAUUGGAGCUUGUUUACUAAUAGCCCAACAUGGAAUGAAAAACUACUAUGCUCCGUUGUUCAAGGUGAGCAUGGUUUUGCUGCAGUGCAUUAUGCUCUAUUUUCUGAGGCGGUCCAAGCAAAUGUUCAGGUAUUUUGCAAAUCAAAAAAUGAAAAUGUUGAUUUCUCUCCUAAGGUUUUUGGGAGUCUGGUUGCUCACUACAGCAUCUAUGAUUAUACAUCCCGUUAUAAUAAAGAUUUCUUUCGAAUCGUUCUUUUCGAGAGAGAUCAAAGGGAUCCAGCACAAGUAGUAGGGACUGAAGGGGUGAUAUCACUUGCAAGGCCUUCACUUGUUGUCCCAAUGGGUUCCACUCUUAUUGUUGCAGCCAAUCUGUUUGGCGGAGUUUCUAAUCAAGGCUUCAAAGAAUUUCGGAUUGGUUCUUCUAGUCCUUUAGUCAUGGAGGGAGAGAAUUACAAUAUUUAUGUUCAUGUGAAGUGGUGGGGGGACGUGAGUGUUUAAAUUCAUAUUCUUGAGCAUCCACAACCAUCUGAAAAGCUUCAGAUGCAAAAUCCAAUAUCACAUGAGAUUGGGUUGGGGUUUUUUUUUUAUGGUUAAGUUUGAUGAAUUAUGAUCUUUGCUAUGUAUGUAGUAGAACUCAAUCAAGCUUCAUGUUAUUUCGUGGUUUUAAGCUUCAGUCUUUGAGCUUUUUAUCUUUUUUCCAUUGCAUGCUAUGGUAGUGUAUUGAAAGACUGGAAGGUUAUGGGCAAUGU